CAGAACUCACAAUCACAGCUAACCUUCGCCCCCACCCCUUCAAAUACCAUCGACGCCAAACUCUCUCUCUCUCUCUCUCUCCCUCUCUUCCUGCCUAUUUCCAUCUCACAGGGAGAGAUUCGCCUAUUUCCAUCUCACAGAGAGAGAUUCCAAGGAAGGAAAGAUGGCUCGGAACGAGGAGAAAGCUCAAUCGAUGCUGAACAGAUUCAUAACGUUGAAGAACGAGGAGAAGAAGAAGCCAAAGGAGCGCCGCCCGUUCCUAGCCUCUGAAUGCCGUGAUCUCGCCGAGGCUGACAAGUGGCGUCAGCAGAUCAUGCGCGAGAUCGGGCGCAAGGUCGCCGACAUCCAGAACGAAGGUCUCGGCGAGCACCGUCUCCGCGACCUCAACGAUGAGAUCAAUAAGCUAAUUCGCGAGAAGUCCCACUGGGAGCGCCGCAUCAUUGAGCUUGGUGGCCCCAAUUACGCCAAGCACUCUGCCAAGAUGACUGACCUAGAGGGCAACAUCGUCGAUGUCCCCAACCCCAGCGGUCGUGGCCCUGGUUACCGCUACUUUGGUGCUGCCAAGAAGCUGCCUGGCGUUCGUGAGCUUUUCGAGAAGCCCCCCGAACUCAAGAAACGCCGCUCCCGUUACGACAUCUUUAAGCGGAUUGACGCCAGCUACUAUGGCUACAGGGAUGACGAGGAUGGGAUUCUCGAGAAGCUGGAGGGUCCCUCGGAGUCUCAGAUGCGGGCUCAGGCCUUGAAGGAGUGGCAGAUGAUGGAGGAUAUCAAGAAAGAGGCAAGGAGGUCGGUGAAGAGUGGGGAUGUGGCAGGGGCCACGGAGGUGACUCCGACAACCAUCUUGUUUGAAGGAGAGGAGGAUGUGGUGGAUGAGGAGAGGCGGGCAAAGGAGAAGGAAAGCAGGAUGGAGGAAGAGGAGUUUGUUGUGCAUGUGCCACUUCCGGACGAGAAGGAAAUUGAGAGGAUGGUUGUGGAGAAGAAGAAGAUGGAACUGUUGAGUAAGUACACAAGUGACAAUCUUUUGGAAGAGCAGAUCGAAGCCAAGGCCAUGCUUAAUGUUCAGCGGUAGUCGAUUCUUCGUCUUGCUUGCUUUUUUGGAUAGUGGGUGCAAGUAUUUUCUUGCUAUCAAUGAGGCCUUGGAUUUCAUAAUGGAGUCUCAUGCAACGGUCAGUGGUGCGGCCAUGUCCUUGAUGAAAGGCAAUGUAUUUGUUCGGGUAUAUUUCUUUACUUUAUACAAAAAUUAUUUCAGUCAUUUGUGUUGGUGUGUAUGCAACUACGCAUCAAGCUAAAACACUGUAAACACAUCAAGCUUAUUAAUUAUAGUAUUAGUUUGAAGGA
Molecule: messenger RNA, 1338 nt
Organism: Magnolia sinica
Lineage: Eukaryota; Viridiplantae; Streptophyta; Magnoliopsida; Magnoliales; Magnoliaceae
Exons: 2
Coding region: 164-1069 (301 amino acids)
Biological process (GO): generation of catalytic spliceosome for second transesterification step; mRNA 3'-splice site recognition
Cellular component (GO): post-spliceosomal complex; catalytic step 2 spliceosome; Prp19 complex
Source: RefSeq, a predicted model, not a curated record